AGAAUCGUCCAAAGGUUAUGCUAUCUUCCGCGCUUAAUGAUUCAGCACAUUUCAGCAAUUCUUCAACUCCGCCUUCGAGUAAUCAUCAAAGAUUUAAAGAUCUUUUAAUAUUUGAGGAAAGACUUAAACAAAAUUUACAUCAAUUACAGAGAAGAAGUUACAAAUAUGAAGGUGACAAUGAGUUAUUGUUAAAAUAA
Funneliformis geosporum is the source of this 197-nucleotide messenger RNA. Lineage: Eukaryota; Fungi; Glomeromycota; Glomeromycetes; Glomerales; Glomeraceae. The record is from the annotation of a GenBank genome assembly.